UUAACAAAUGCAGAAUUUUGAAAUGCCCUCUGUCCUUUGACUCAGCACAGCAGUCUCUUUCUUCCAAAUUUCCAAUCUUCCAUCCUCUUGAAACGCUCUCUCUCCUGAUCUAAAGAGCUCCUACAGGCUACAGUCCUAUCGAUUCCGCUCUCUCCAAAUUCAUCUCCCCAGUGGCUCAGUCCUUCCUCCUCAUUUCAUCGACUUUGAUUUUUGUGAUUUCUUACCCGAUCGAUUUCAUCAGGGUGAAAUUGGGGAUGGAAAUUCUGAGUGCCUCACUAGCGACAUUUUUGGAUCAGCUAGAUGUUAAAUCCAAUUGCUUGUUGCAUGUUACAUAAUUUUGUUUGGAUGGAAGGUAGAGCAGAUCAAUUAUUGAUAGAGAAGGAUUCAAAUUUCUAAACAAGGACGAUACUAGUGUAGUGCAAGAAGGCAUUCAAGUUAUUAAACCUGGACCAGCCCGGCGGGUCGACCCGGUAUCUGGACCGGUCUGGGCAAAGUUAAAAACCGGCUUGGCAAAAAACCGGUCAAACCCGGUUGACCCGGUGGGUCGACCCGUGACCCAGGCGAGACCCGGCAUAUAUAUACAUUAACUUUCCUUUGAGCCGCUGGCAGUAAAACGAAAGUUGAACAACUAAUUAAUUAGUCUCUGCCCUAAUUUCUUGAGAAGAGCAGCCCGCCCCUAAUUUCCUUCUCUGUUAUCUUUUGCAAAACAAAUAAUUGGUUGAGAUUUCAUCGGAGAAAUUGGAGUUUAUUUCUACAGGAAAUUAAAGCAUGGAGGAAGAGGAUAACUACGUGGAGUAUGUUCCUGUGGCGAAGCGUCGAGCAUUGACAGCUCAAAUGAUUCUUCAGAGAAGGGGAAAUAUCUCUGCUUUAGAGGAUGAACUUGAAAAAUCAAAACUUGCAGAAGCCAAACCCAGUCUCCUGGUCAAAGCAUCUCAGCUCAAGCGUGACCAACCUGAAAUUAGUCAGACGGAGCAGAUUGUGCAACAAGAAAAAGAAAUGAUAGAGCAUCUAUCUGAUAAGAAAACACUCAUGUCAGUUCGUGAGUUGGCCAAGGGAAUCACAUAUACGGAGCCAUUGUUGACAGGAUGGAAGCCGCCGCUUCCAAUCAGGAAAAUGUCCAGAAAGGAAUGUGAUGCAAUUCGAAAACAGUGGCAUAUAAUAGUUGAUGGUGAAAAAAUUCCUCCACCGAUUAAGCAUUUUAAAGAUAUGAGGUUUCCCGAGCCUAUUUUGAAAAUGCUAAAAGCCAAAGGGAUUGUGCAACCUACUCCUAUUCAGGUGCAAGGUCUUCCUGUUAUCUUAACAGGAAGGGACAUGAUUGGGAUUGCCUUCACAGGAUCUGGGAAGACGCUUGUUUUUGUGCUUCCACUGAUUAUGAUUGCCUUACAGGAGGAGAUUAUGAUGCCCAUCAUGCCUGGAGAAGGCCCUGUUGGUUUGAUUGUCUGCCCAUCAAGAGAACUUGCCAGACAAACUUAUGAAGUUGUGGAAGAAUUUUUGAUUCCGAUGAGAGCAGCUGGGUAUCCAGAACUGAGGCCAGUACUAUGUAUUGGUGGAGUGGAUAUGAGGUCGCAGUUGGAGGUUGUAAAGAAGGGUGUGCACAUUGUAGUUGCAACUCCUGGAAGGUUGAAGGACAUGCUAGCAAAGAAGAAAAUGAGCCUGGACAACUGCAGGUACUUGACAUUGGAUGAAGCAGAUAGAUUAGUGGAUUUGGGCUUUGAGGAUGACAUAAGGGAAGUUUUCGACCACUUCAAAGCCCAAAGGCAAACUCUUUUAUUCUCUGCCACCAUGCCCACCAAAAUUCAGAAUUUUGCUAGAAGUGCUCUCGUGAAGCCUGUCACUGUUAAUGUGGGAAGAGCCGGGGCAGCAAACCUUGAUGUGAUCCAGGAGGUUGAGUAUGUAAAACAGGAGGCAAAGAUUGUUUACCUUCUUGAGUGCCUACAGAAGACACCACCUCCUGUAUUGGUAUUUUGUGAGAACAAGGCCGAUGUGGAUGACAUUCAUGAGUAUCUCCUCUUGAAGGGAGUGGAGGCUGUUGCCGUUCAUGGAGGAAAAGACCAGGAAGAGAGGGAGUAUGCGAUUUCAUCAUUUAAAGCAGGCAAGAAAGAUGUCUUGGUUGCAACUGAUGUCGCCUCAAAAGGGUUGGAUUUUCCUGACAUUCAACAUGUAAUUAACUAUGACAUGCCUGCCGAAAUUGAAAACUAUGUACAUAGGAUUGGGCGAACAGGAAGAUGUGGUAAGACUGGAAUCGCAACGACCUUUAUAAACAAAAACCAGAGUGAGACGACACUUCUUGAUCUGAAGCACCUCUUGCAAGAAGCGAAGCAGAGGAUUCCUCCUGUUUUGGCUGAGUUAAAUGAUCCAAUGGAAGAUGGAGACACGAUUACCAGUGCAAGUGGAGUUAAAGGGUGUGCUUAUUGUGGUGGUCUCGGUCACCGCAUCCGUGAUUGCCCCAAGUUGGAGCAUCAGAGAAGCCAGCAACUUGCAAACUCCAGGAGGGAUUAUUUCGGGUCUGGUGGUUAUAGGGGAGAAAUCUGAUGUAUUUGUACGGUCUUUUCAGCUGAUCUGGCGUGCAUAUUUCUAUAAUAUGUUUGUGUUACUGUAUCAGAAAACUUUAUGUUCUUUUAAAUGGCAGGGUUACAAUAGAGAGGCUUUAGUUGAAAUUUAUGUUGUCUGUAAAUGUAGUUAAGAUAGCCAGUAUUGGAGGAUUAUCUUGUUAGCUAACAUUUUUUUUGAAUUUUUAUGAUCUCUUGCCCUGCUUAUUGAAUCA
This is a messenger RNA of Populus nigra (black poplar), 2764 nucleotides long. RefSeq names its product DEAD-box ATP-dependent RNA helicase 35. Bases 769 to 2532 code for a protein of 587 amino acids. Gene Ontology annotation, biological process: mRNA splicing, via spliceosome. Gene Ontology annotation, cellular component: spliceosomal complex. Gene Ontology annotation, molecular function: RNA helicase activity; zinc ion binding; RNA binding. The record is from RefSeq and is a predicted model, not a curated record. NCBI's taxonomy places the organism in Eukaryota, Viridiplantae, Streptophyta, Magnoliopsida, Malpighiales, Salicaceae. The transcript is spliced from 5 exons.